AUGGUCCAGGCAGAGCCUCGUCUCGACGAUGUCGACGCGAAGAUCCAUCCGGCCAGCGCAGACCACAGUACCGCGCGUGCAGGUGCACGCACGGAUACCCUCACCUGGUUUAGCCCGCUGGUCGAGACGGUUGCCCGGGGUGUGGCCGCUGAGCAGAGCCCAGCUACGUGGAGCCACAGGUGAGAGUUAGGUGCCAGCAAGUGGACGCUAGGCGUAGUCUCCCCUGCAAGCAAGUGAGCGACCACUUCGACCAUCACGUGGACCCACCGCUAACACCCCUACACCCCUACUCGAACCUAUCAUCAGAGACAAAAAAACAGAUGCAGGCGGUUCAUGCGCAAGCGGCUGCAGUAUUUAUAGGAAGUGGUCACUAUGCUACCGCAUACCUAUGAAUAUUCACACCCCCCCCCCUUCAUCAGGGAUCGUUGCACUUGGUUUUUUUGAUUGUUUGAUGGCCAACAUUCGCGUCGUUAAUUGCUUCAGUUUCACCACGCGUAUUGGAUGUUGGUGUGAUGAUUGCUCGACCGUCUGAUCCACCGACCCUGGCGUGGGUGACAGUGUUCACCUGUGCAUUCCCCGCGUGGCUAAUUAAUCCGCCUAGGCGAAGUCUCAGCACCGAGUAUAGAAUGGGAAGUUCACUGCACUUGGUGAUGAACUGGGGAUCAGUGAACCAUGACUUAAGCAGCUCCCGGCUCACGCGGUUGUCACCUCUAACGAGAAUUUCGGCUUCGUCGAAUUUGAAUGUGUGAGCAGAUCUCGUCAAACGAGCCGCAAAUUGAGCGCUGGCGUCAUUUAUCUGCUGCCACGGCAAGAAACGUCCGGAGUCGUUUAUCGGAUCUGUUGCAGUUGCGGACAAAGCAACUACGUUGGAUGAACCGGAAGAUAGCUCCGAACGCUAAUAGCCGAACACGCUGUAGCGGUGCCACCUCUAAAGUUGCGGCUCAUUCGACGUGAUUCGGCCACAAAUUCAAAUUCGACGAGGCUGAAAUUCUUGCAGAAGGUGACAACCACGUGAGCCGGGAGCUGCUUGAGUCAUGGUUUACUGGACCCCAGUCCAUCAGCAAGUGCAGUGACCUUCCCAUUCCAUACUCGGUACUAAGACUUCGCCUAGACGGAGUAAUUAGCCACGCGGGGAGUGCAUAGGCAAGCACUAGCCCCUACGCCAGGGUCGGUGGACCAGGUGGUCGAGCAAUCAUCACACCAGCAUCCAGUGCAGGUGAUGAAAUUGCAGCAGUUAACGACUCGAAUGUCGGCCAUUAGACAGUCAUCGAACCGAGUGAAGCGAUCCCUGAUGAAGGGCGGAAUGGUGAAUAUUCAUAGGUGUGCGGUAUCAUGGCGGCCGCAUCCUAUAAAUACUGCAGCCCCUUGUGCAUGAACCACCCGUAUCUGAUUUUGCCUCUGGUGAUGGGCUCAAGUAGGAAUCCGAAACGUCAGUCAAAUAAAGCUCUUGUUCCAGCGAUUGUGUCUCCUUCUUCGACACUAAUUCCUGUGACUCGUCUCUUCGCUUCUAUUGGCAAUGGUUUGCGUUGUAAUGUGUCCACAUUGGAGUGCUACUGACUGCAGAAGAGAAGGGCCUAGCAAUUCUUCCUUCAAUAAGGUUCAUUUGGGAAUCAUCGUUUGCCUGUGAUCAGUCUGAGGCACUUAUAAAUUACCGCUUUCAUCGAUUACACAUGCUUAAAACUGCAAACUGUGGUUGCUUAGUACACGAAGACACCGUUACUGAUUAUUGAGUUCUCCCAGUUUAACAAUGGUUUUAGUCCUUAUUUAUGUCUAACUGACGCAUACUUCUGAUUCAAAUUGUUGAUUUCAAAUUUAACAGUCCCAGGUUGUGCAAGACACUGAACUUUUUUUCCCUAACUAUGAAUAUUUAUCCUAUAAAUAUAUUUUACUUGCUCGUAAUCAGUAGUGUACUUGUGCGCGGAGUAGGCGGGCCAGUGAAACUGUCGCGAUGUAUGCGGGCGCUAACGUAAGCUUUAUGUGACGGCAGAAUACCGACGAAUCACGGGUCUGGGCUUUUAACUAUGCCUGUUUUGUCACUAUGAUAAAUGUUGCAAUAUAUGUAUAUACUGCUGGUUACCUGUUGGCAGUUUAUAAAUAUUUCGCGGUUCUUCCGCUUUUGCUAAUGAAUUUCGGCUCGAAUAUUCAUAUCAGCCUUCAGGCUGAGUCUAUAAAGCUUCACUGAGGGUGAUUCGUUUCAAGUUAACGUGUUAAUUUCUGAGGAGAUUGAAAGGCCUUAUUUUCAAAACCGGAUUAUCCACCAGAAAGCGCACGGAGAGCGCCCGGGGGCCGCACUGAUGAGCCGAACCCUUCAAGAUGUUGCAUGGAGCACCAGGCUAUCGACGAAGCAUGCGUGUCUGGGCUUUCAGCUAGCGCCUAUGCUGUCGGUAUGGCAAAUCAUGCGGAGUAAGUAUGUUUUUGGUCACUGGGAUUGUUCCGAAAAAAAUAGUUCGGGAAAUGACAGCGACUUUGAACAGAUAUGCUCCAUCCCUUUUCUAAAAUUGGGGCCGCGAAAAUGACAGGGGGCGCAGGACGAACAGUUUUUCGCCUCCGGCUGAAUAAUUUAACCGCUGAACCGGAUGUAGAGGAUAGAGCUCACGCGUUGGGUCACUGCAGAACAUUACUUCCGUGAGUAUGGCAUCUAAAAGUUGCGAAAGAUGUUCUAAAUGCAGACAGCGAGUGAUAGGCGUUUAAAACAAAAAUUAGUUUCGCAGAAUUUGCACCUUUCUGGGUGACUUAUAGAAUUCUUGUUAACAGAAAAGGACUGGCUACAUCUAACAUUGCAAUCCAGAGGGAAAAAUAUAAAAACCUCGCACUGACUGUUGCGCCUACUGUGGUCAUAAUGUUUCAAAAUAGCUGAAUAGAUUAAGUUUUAAUAGCCUACACAAUAAAACUGUUCGUUUUAUAACCGACAAGUCCACAGAAUCUCAAGGCUUUAGAUUCUACGGUCUCCUUGAUAGAUCAGCUUUCGAUUCAACAGGAUCGCCGUUCCUUAAGUUAUGAGGUGUUGGACGGAUUCAAAUUUCUUCCGCCUAACAGUGAAGAGGAGACUAAAUAAAAUUUAAAAAACAGUACUUUAGUCUACGUUAAUAGAUUACCUAGUUUUUCACUGGCGAAUGAAGGAAGACAUCACACACUUUGGGGGAGUGGGGUUAAAGGCAAGUAAACUCAACAAUUUCAUACAAUGACCUUGGAAUUUUUCACAAGUAACAGGGAAUUAAGAGGAACAUUUUGGAUACAUUGAGGAAGAGUUAAGAGGUAGACAUAAUGGAUUCGCAGAAAAACACAGGUUGCUUUAAGGAGCUAAAUUCCGCCCAAUAUUUACGUUUACUGACAAGUCGACAUUAAUGUGCAAGAUUAUCCAUUUUCCUCUGUGGAAAAAGUUAAAGUGACACAUUUAAACGAUAUCCUAUAGGGCAGAGUGCGUGAACAGUAGAUGUGCUAACUCACUAAAUGUCAACCAAAAUUUCGAAAUGCGUUCUCGUUUCGAAAAGAUAAAUCAAGUAAUGUUUUAAAACGAACCAUGAUGCAGCAUAAAUCUAUAAUGCUCCAGUUACCUCAGGGAAAUUCAAUUAUAUUUUAUGGAAAACAUGCAUAAAAUAUUCAUUCUUUUACUUAUUCGGUAGAAAAUCACAUCUUCUUUCAAUUUCCUACUCAAAAGAAGAGUAUAAUUCGGUUUUAAAGAAUUUUGCGCCUUGGUUAAUAUCUCGGUUUUGUAAAGGUUUCCGUGUGUCCAAAUCCUUUCACCCCAAGGUCAAUAAAAAGGCUAACUGAAUGGGUUAUGUUAAUUUGACUGCACAGUUCAUUCGUUGGAAUUUUCUCCCUUUCCGGCAAACCCACUGGAAGGGUUUUGUUAAAAUGAGUUAUUUUCAACAUUUUACGCUUCGGUUACGUCUUUUUCCGAAAUCGACGAACCCGUUGGUGUGCCUUUCACCUGUUCGCAGAUUGUCCCGUCGAACGUGAAGUACGCCCUGAGACAGAGUUUCAGGAGCUGACGGACUUAGAUGUGUACAAGACAAUUCUCGUUCCAUCGUAUUUGUUUUAUAGAAGCAGCUCGAUUGUCUCGAUCGACGAGACAAUCUACGAACAGGGGAAGGGUACACCAAUGGGUUCGCUGAUUUCCGGAUUCAUCGUCGAGGCGGUCCUACAACGGUUAGAGUCGCUAGUCUUCCAACACCACAGACCGAAUUUCUGGGUCCGGUAUGUGGAUGAUACCUUCGUCGUUAUCGACCGGGAUCAGCUGCUGACCUUCAAGGAACAUCUGACUACGGUCUUCCUGGGCAUACACUUUACAAUGGAGGAGGAAGAGAACAACCAGCUGGCCUUCCUGGAUGUCCUCAUAUGUCGCAAAGAUUAUGAUGGACUGAAGACCAUAGUGCUCAGGAAAGCGACAAAUACGAUGAAAGUACUGAACUUCAAUAGAAACCACCCAAUCAGCCACAAACGCAGUUGUGUAAGGACGCUCUAUCGGCGUGUCGAAACGCACUGCAGUGAGUCGGAAGACAAGAUUGACAAACCACAAUGCCUCCUACGGGACUUCAAAGCCAAUGGCUAUCCGCGCAACUUCGUCAACCGGUGCAUACGCAAAAGGGAUGAAAGGAAUAACUGCACAGACACCAAAUUUUGGCGAGCGAUUCCGUAUGUCAAGAAUGUUUUGGAAGCUGUCGGCCGCCUUCUCGCACCACUUGGGGUUGGAGUUGCACACAGACCGAAGGCAACCAUCAAGCGUCAGGCAAUGAACCCGAAAGACCCGCUACCACCACAAGAAAUGUCUGCAUUCGUUUAUCGGAUCUGGCGCAGUUGCGAAGAAAGCAACUACAUCGGAGAAACCGAAAAACAGCCCCGAACGCGAAUGGCCGAACACGCUGCAGCUGUGUGGAGAAAUGACACCAGCUCUAAAGCUGCAGCUCGUUCGACGCGAUUCGGCCGCACAUUCGAAUUCGACGAGACCGAAAUUCUCACAAGACGUGAAAACCACGUUUGCCGCGUGCUAAAUGAGACAUGA
Spirometra erinaceieuropaei is the source of this 5002-nucleotide messenger RNA. The record is from the annotation of a GenBank genome assembly. NCBI's taxonomy places the organism in Eukaryota, Metazoa, Platyhelminthes, Cestoda, Diphyllobothriidea, Diphyllobothriidae.